AUGGCCACUGCAGACAACACUGACACACAGCUCCUUGAACAGAAAAUGCAGCAAGAUCUCCAAGAGACUAUGAAAAAUAUGGGACUGGAAACUGGCUUUUGGUUGCCCAAAUUGAAGGAACAACUGGGAGUGACUUGUACACAGACCUUACAAGACUUACAAGAGAAAGACUUCCAGAUUCUGAAAUCCCAGGUGCAGUAUCCAUGGGAAGAAACAGCCCUGGAAAAGUUGAUGGGUCUGUCACACUCAAAUACUCACCCCAAGUUACAGGAGUCACCAGUGGAGAUGAUAAAUGAAAAUGAUGACAAACUUCAAGAUCUACAGUAUCUGUUUUUAGAAAAAAGGCAGAGUCAUGAAGAAGCAGUGAAGAGGAAACUACAUAAUAAAGACAAUGCUAAAAAGGACAUGAUAGAAAAUAGAGGUUUCCAAGAUUUACUCCAACGUUUAGACCUAAAACAUUACUUCCCAAAAAAGAUGGGCAAAGUUAAUUUUCAUCUGAUCUACAAGACUUCUGUCUACAGAAUCCAGCCCAGAUCAGAGCGGGAGCUUCCAUUCUAUUUCCUACAGAAGCUACAGAUGCUUGAUUAUGGGUUCAGGUAUCUGGUCUUCAGAGAACAAGAACAGCUAGAACAUCAGCUUUACACAAGUGCCUCUGAUGAGGAAAAUGAAGAUUCUGAUCCAUAUGAAGACUCUUUUGGUGAUGGUAAUAGUCCUGUUACCACUAACCCUAGGCCUCAUAUUCACCCAAUGGAUAUUCAGAUGGCAAUUUUUCAUUGUGCAGAUGACUUUGCCAGACAAUAUAUUUUGGGAAAACUUUCUAUUUGCCAAUUUGCCCUACCACUUUUGGUACCUAACCCUUGUACUUCGCAAAUUGAAUUCUCUCUCUGGUGUCUCAGACAAAUUAAGAGGAGUUGGCAGCAUUCAAGUAAAUCACAAGGAAGGUACCGUUUUCAUAACCAGCAGAUGUGUUGUGUGCCCACCUCCAUUGUGUCCUUCAUUAGAGUUGGAAAUGGCCUUUCUGCUUCCAAAUCUCAGAUCAUAAACUGCCUUCUCAGUAAAAAUAAACAUGAUGUGUUUUUCCACCGACACUGCAAGGGAAGCAGCAAAGACUGUCUUUUGAUGGAGGGUGUAGUGGAAUUCUACUGGUUCUAUCCUGGGGAAGAACAUGAAGACAGAUUUGACAACUGUGUGACCUUCACCAAUCUUCAUGGUGAUACAAAGAAACACAAGCAGCAGCUUGCUUUUUUGCAGGAGGUCUCUUCUCUCAUUGUGAUCCUCAUGUCAGCCUCUGAUGACAAUGGAGAAAACAGAAAAAUUGUCUGUGACCUGUGGCAGUCAUCAAAGUCACCUAUGAUCUGUUUGCUUACUGACAAAGAUAAAAAUAUAGUCAAUAAUUCUGGUAGAAGAAUAAAAAUUGGCCUAAGGAAUAGAAAUAAGGCAGAGUUAAUGGAAGAAAUCACCAUUGCAAUCCGACAUCUGCUAGAGCUCUCUGACCAUACUCUCAGCAUAGAAGACUGUUCCCACAUUGCUCGCAAACAAGGAUUCCUGGUUGAUGAAGACCAGAGAGAGUGCAAGGAAGCCAAAGAAAAGGCAGAGAUUAUAAUGGCCCUCCUGAGGGAAAUGAAUUUAUCUCACCUGAAGGAAAAUUUACUACCCCUGCAGGGGGAACUUUGGCAUCUUUGGUGUAAAAAGGACAGAGAACUCUAUCAUCUGAGACAGAAGAGGAACAGAAGUAUUGAGCAACACAAAAGUCAGAUUGAGACAGCAAAACAAAUAAUAAGGGAUAAACAAGUGGUAAAAGCCUUUCCUCUCAAUGACUUAAUGCGAUCUUUCUUACUAUUUUUACAACAACACUCAGAAACUCAUAUCAAACUCUACUUUUUGCAGUGGCUGAGUGUGUUUCUGGACAGUCUUACUGAAGGACACUUGGAAAAUCUGCAUGAGAAACAAAGAUCUUUGUGGUCAAAGACACAAACAGAAAAGCAAAAGGCACAGAAGAGCAACUCCCUGGACCUCUGGCAAAAUAAACUGGAAGCUAUCUCCACAGAAAUCAGUGACUGUACCUUGGGAAUUGAACAGCUUCUGCGAGAAAUUGGGCAAAUAUAUGAGGCACUAGAUGAAACCUCCUCCAAAAGAGAUAUUGUUUUUCUCUCUCUUCCCCAAAUUGCUGCAGAUCUGAUGCUAUCUGGCAUGCCCAUUGAGCUGAUGGAUGGGGAUGCAUCCUAUGUGCCUCUAAAAUGGAUAGCAGCAGUAUUUGACAAGGUCUCUGAGAAGCUUCCAGGCAAGAGACUAUUUGUUCUUUCUAUUCUUGGCCUACAGAAUUCAGGGAAGUCCACUCUACUGAACACCCUUUUUGGACUGCAGUUCAGUGUCAGUGCAGGUAGGUGCACCAAGGGGGCCUACAUGCAGCUCCUGAAGGUGGAAGAGACCUUCACAGAGGAACUUGGAAUUGAUUUUCUGUUGGUGGUCGACACAAAAGGACUUAGGACCCCAGAAUUCAAGACCAAAUCCCAGAGCAGAGAUGAGUUGACAACCUUUGUUUUUGGACUUGGAAACUUGAUCCUGAUCAAUAUUUUUGGAGAGAAUCCAUCAGAGAUGCAAGAUAUUCUACAAAUAGCUGUCCAAGCUUUUCUGAGGAUGAAACAAGUGAAAAUCUCCCCAAGUUGCCUCUUUGUCCAUCAGAAUGUGAGGGAAGCUACAGAUAAAGAGAAAACCAUGGAAGGACGAAGGCAGCUACAGCAGAAACUAGAUGAGAUGGCAGCAAUGGCUGCUGAGCAAGAACAGUGUUCAAAUGUAUCAUGCUUUAGUGAUGUCACUAAGUUUGAUAUCAAUACUGAUGUUUACUACUUUGCUCACCUGUGGGAUGGCAAUCCCCCAAUGGCUCCUCCUAAUCUUCUCUAUAGUCACAAUGUCCAAAAACUAAAAAGUAGAAUCCUUUCAGUGGCUAAACAGGAAUCUAAGGUAAAUAUCCUGAAGAUUUCAGAUAUGAAAUACCGAGUGGAAGAUUUGUGGAGAGCUCUGGUCAGUGAGAACUUUAUUUUCAGCUUCAGAAAUACCCGAGAGGUCAUGGCCAUGAGCAAACUGGAAACCAUGUAUAAGCAGUGGUCCUGGAAGCUGAGGAGUCAUGUGCUACACUUUCAGAAUCAGCUGAACAAUCAGAUUCAGAAUGGAAAAGUGAAGACACUCCAAAGAAGCUCACUUGAAGAUCCUAUUACAAAAGAAUAUGAAACUAUUAAGGAAGAUUUUGAAAAAUAUUUUAAUGAAGGCCCAGAGAGUAAAAUACUGACUCAGUGGAAACGAAAUGUUGAAAAUAAGUUACUAAUCUUUAAAGAGAAACUUAUAUCAGAUGCCAAAAAAGAAGCCAAUAAAUAUAUUGCUCUUAAGAAAAGUGAAGAAAUGUUGAAUGAGAAAAGGACAACCUAUAAAAAUGAAAUAUUGAAGAGGAGCCAAGAAAUGGCUUUAAUUCUAAAAGGUAAGGAAUUGAGUGAAGAGGAGUUACAGAAGCAAUUCAAUCAACUUUGGAGUAAAUGGGUCUGUGAUGUGUCCUCCAACCUUCCUCCAGCAACAGAACCUGAUAUUGAGAUGGAUUCUAAAAACAUCCUUUUGGAGCAUUUCAAAAUGGAGAAAAAUUUGGCCAACAAACUAAAGAGAAAUUCUGGAAAGCAAUUUGAACUCAAUUAUGAUAAGCAUGUCAAAAUGAGUGGAUUAUUCACAAAUCAAUUAGAAUCAGGUGAUAAAGAGUUAAUUUGUGUGACUACUAACCGCAUUUUUUCAAGAUUUGAUGAAACUAUUACUAAUAUUUGGAAGCAAAAUCAUGAUUACAAUGUAAAUGACUUUUAUGAAAUUCUGAGAAUAAUAGAAGAAGAAGUUUCAUCUGCACCUAUGAACAAAAAGUACUCAUUUACAAGCAAAUAUAACAUUGACUUAUCUUUGUGUUUAUUUGAGAGAGCAUCAAAAAGUUUUAAUGAAAUGCACAGGACAUUCAAGAAAUCAAAUGAUCCUAUAAUCUCCCUGGAAAGUAAAAAAGAAGAUUUCUUCACAAGUUUCAAGCUCUCCUGCCAAAGAGAAACCUCUAUCAAAUCAUUUGUAGAUUUUCUGUGGAGCAAGCUCAUACCUGCUCUAUCUACCACUGUAUGGGAAAAUAUGGCCCCUAAAAUUGCUGGGGACAUGCAGGCUACCUGCCCUGCAUUCAAUGGAAAUAGGGCCCAGCUGGAAAAACAUAUCCUCAUUUCUCUGGCAGAGGAAGAAAACUUUGAUAAUUAUUGGCAAUACAUUCAUAAUCCAGAAUCCUUCUUCAGGAGUUACACUGAAAAUUAUAUUAAAAACUACUGUUCAGAAAAUGGCAGUGAAAAAAUACAGACUGUUUUAAAAAUAAGUUUAGAUGCCAUCAAGACUGCCAUCCUCUCUGCUACUCAUGAGUCCAUAGCAGAAGCUAAAGAUAAAAGCAGCACUGCAUCAGAGUGGUUGGAUUUGUUUUGUGAUCACCUGGGAGAGAAUUUGAUGUUUCCACGAACAGACUUGCAAAGCAUUGAACACCAUGAGAUAAAAGACAUGGAGUUUCUCAACAAAGCCAUGAGUGAAGCAUUGGAUGCUGCAAUGACAAAAAUAGAAGAAAAAAUUUUAAGUACACCUAUAGAUGAAAUGGUUCCUAUAAUUGAGAAAAUUCUCUCUGAACAAUUCUCUGGCUGCUGGAAACAAUGUCCCUUCUGUAAGUCAAUUUGUACCAACACCAUUCCUACACAUGAAGGAGACCACAGUGUUCUCUUCCACCGUCCUCAGGCUGUCAGUGGAGGAUGUUGGUAUAAAACAGAUGAGUUCUCCAUUGACCGUUGUUCCACUGCAGUGGCAAGUGACACUCUGUUUGUUCUGAAUGACACCCUGAAAAUCCCAUUCAAGACCUACCGGCAGGCAGGAGGGGAUUAUGCCUCUUGGAGCAUCACCCCAGAUUCAUCCUCCCAGCCAUAUUGGAAAUGGUUUGUCUUUCACUUCAAAUUAGCAUUAGAAGAAAAAUACGAGAAAAAAUUUAAAAAUAAAGGUGAGAUCCCUGAUGCAUGGACCAUAAUCACAAAGCAAGAUGUACUUAAUGACUUGAAAAUGUAACUCAGUUACCACAAC
This is a messenger RNA of Octodon degus (degu), 5115 nucleotides long. Its product is annotated as interferon-induced very large GTPase 1-like. Bases 1 to 5100 code for a protein of 1699 amino acids. The transcript has a single exon. The record is from RefSeq and is a predicted model, not a curated record. NCBI's taxonomy places the organism in Eukaryota, Metazoa, Chordata, Mammalia, Rodentia, Octodontidae. Gene Ontology annotation, molecular function: GTP binding.